Messenger RNA from Cydia amplana, 909 nucleotides. RefSeq lists its product as uncharacterized. The transcript is spliced from 5 exons. NCBI's taxonomy places the organism in Eukaryota, Metazoa, Arthropoda, Insecta, Lepidoptera, Tortricidae. The record is from RefSeq and is a predicted model, not a curated record. The coding region runs from base 177 to 845 and encodes 222 amino acids.
AACCUAAAUUUAGAUGAAUGUAGAGCACAAAACACAUAAAAAGGUAUAAAAAGCGGAGAACAGACGGUUAGUAAAGUUUAUGAUAAUGUCAAUAUUAUGCAAUUAAUUGGUGCGAAGCACGCCCAACUGGUUUGGAUCAAGGAUUUUGGCGUUCAGUGAGACUAUAGUGCGAUAAGAUGGAGAUGUCCUCUUCGGAACAGCUCGAGCCGGCUGGUUCUGGCGCUGCCAGUCCUGGCAGAAGAGCGGCUGUUCCUAAGAUCCCGUUGGCUCUGCGGCUGUGGAGCCUGCUGCAGCCACUGGCAAGGUUGUGGGGAUUGAUCACGGCUGUUGUGAUGAGUGGCGCCGGUUCCGAACUCGUGGUGCUAGGGCGUGGGGCAUCAGGGCCGGGCUUGAUCGUCGGAUCAGCAUGCGUGCUCAUACUGGAGACGAUGUGGGUCGCGGCGCUGUUCGUGGACGUGAUAUGCCGCCGCGGGGAAUACACGCUGCCGCUGCGGUGCUGGGACUUCGCGCGCUGGUCGUGCGGCCGCGCGCGCGCUCCCGCGUACGCGUGCGCCGCCACCGCGCUGCUGUUCGCUGACCUCACGCUGCUCGCCACUAUAUCAGGUGGCAUGCUGCUGGUAUUAGCGGCGCUCCGAGCCGCAAUACCCUUCUCGCCUAACGCGACACACGGGCCGCACUCGCCCCGCGCCGGUAGCUCCCUGCUCAGUCAGCUGGACUCGCCGUUGCCUGAUGUGUUCUACUCACAGGCUGUAAAGGAGAGGUGUGAAGAGAUGACAGUGUUGGACCUAAAGGUACCCGACAGGCCUCGCUCGCCUUCGCCCAAGCCCCCCCUUCUAGAGCUAUGACUCAAUUCUGCUCAAUCGUUACUAUGAAUUUAUGCUUUUCUCAUUGCCAAGUCUCCACACAAUU